Molecule: messenger RNA, 2046 nt
Organism: Melitaea cinxia (Glanville fritillary)
Lineage: Eukaryota; Metazoa; Arthropoda; Insecta; Lepidoptera; Nymphalidae
Exons: 7
Coding region: 1-2046 (681 amino acids)
Biological process (GO): proteolysis
Molecular function (GO): serine-type endopeptidase activity
Source: RefSeq, a predicted model, not a curated record
AUGUUAAGCGAAAACAGAUGGAAAGUGAUUAUGCUAGCGGCCGCGUCUUUCGUAGCCGCCGAGCCGAGUCGGGCGCUGAGCGUGUAUCAAAAACCUAUCGCCUUCCCCAUGUUCGUACCCAGAAACUACAGACGCAGGUUCAGAUCGAGAGUGAUGUUCCUAGACGAGGAUGAAAGCAACCAGCCCUUGGGACGAGGAGAGAUAGAUUUGACAGAACCAAAACAUUCCAAAAUAAAAUUCGAUGAUACAUCGGACUAUGAGUUCACGUCACCAGAAAUAAAAACAGAACACAAAGAAGAACCUUUCAAAGAAGAAUAUCCGUCUGGAAACGAGAGGUUCUACGAUCUGCCGCGUCUUCGACCAUUCGCUUAUCCCAAUUUCUAUCAGGGUAGGUUUAGUAGACCUUACGCUCCGAGUUUCGGGUUCGAUCCUUAUCAAGUUCCGUACGCGCCUCCAAGGACGGGUUUCUAUGGACCGAACUUGGCGAACGUCCCAAACGUCCCGAACGUUUUGAACGUCCCAAGCGUGGGAUGGAAGGCUCGAAGUCCUCGAGUGGUGUUCCCCUAUUCCCCAGACAGUGGCAGUAAUUCCGUGCAAACGAAUUCCCACGGCGGUCCAAAUUUCAAUGAGAAUGUUGUGUUUCGUGAUCAGAAUUUCGGUAAUGAAAUCGGUACGGAGGACCAAGGUCUGCAAGACAUUGGCAGCGGGAGCGACGCUUUCACGGAAAGAGAUGCCAACGAACCACAUCGAGCUCGAUACAACGAAAUUAAAAGAAUCGGAUUAUUAAAUAAUAAACACGAACACACAACAAAAUAUAUAAAACCUAUGUUCAUACAGACAGAAGUUAAAAUUAAAAGGAAGUACGCGUACGCUUCCAACGAAUCUGUGUUACCAGAAUUCAAACCGAUAUCUGACGCACAGAUAAAGAAAAUUAACGAAAUAAUCAGAGAAUUAAAGAGUACAAACAAAGUACAAUUUCCGAGUACAAAUGAAAAGAGAAAAGGGAGAUUAAUAGAUAACGUGCCAGAAGCUAGUUUUACGGAAAAUUCUAAGAAUGAUGAAACACAGUUUGAAAAGAACUGUUCACAAGGUGGGACCUGUGAAUUUUUCUUCUACUGCUGGAUGGUUGGUGGCCUUCUAGAAGGUUCUUGUGGUGGCUUACUAAAGAGUUGUUGUCACAGAGUAGCGAAAGCUGGUUUACUUGGUGUUCAAGACUCGAACAGUAUAGAGUACUCUGCGAAUGAAGGACACAGUUUUGGUCCAGUUAUAAACGAUGAAAGUUGCGGAGUAGCGGUUGGUAAGCAAACAGCACAGCGGAGGAUUGUCGGUGGCGAUGACGCAGGCUUCGGAACAUUCCCUUGGCAAGCGUACAUACGGAUAGGAUCGUCCAGAUGCGGCGGCUCCCUUAUAUCCCGACGCCACGUCGUCACGGCUGGUCACUGCGUGGCGCGCGCUCAGCCCCGUCACGUGCGCGUCACGCUCGGUGACUACGUCAUCAACUCGGCCGCUGAACCGCUCCCAGCGUACACGUUUGGUGUUCGAUCUAUUAAGGUCCACCCGCUGUUUAAAUUCACACCGCAAGCCGAUAGGUUUGACGUCGCUGUACUAACGCUGGAUAGGAACGUUCAUUACAUGCCUCAUAUUGCUCCGAUCUGCCUCCCGGAGCGAGGGUCCGACUUCCUGGGCCAGUACGGCUGGGCGGCGGGCUGGGGCGCGCUCAGCCCCGGCUCGCGCCUGCGGCCGCGCACGCUGCAGGCGGUCGACGUGCCCGUGCUCGACAACCGCGUGUGCGAGCGCUGGCAUCGGGCUAAUGGUAUAAAUGUAGUGAUAUACCCUGAGAUGCUGUGUGCGGGCUACCGAGGUGGUGGCAAGGACAGCUGUCAAGGUGACAGUGGAGGACCACUGAUGCUAGAACGUGCUGGCCGAUGGUACCUCAUUGGUGUUGUAUCAGCAGGCUACUCAUGUGCCUCGCGAGGUCAACCAGGCAUCUACCAUCGUGUGGCUCACACUGUUGACUGGAUAUCACAUGCUACCACCCUCACCUAA